Molecule: messenger RNA, 3256 nt
Organism: Myxocyprinus asiaticus (Chinese sucker)
Lineage: Eukaryota; Metazoa; Chordata; Actinopteri; Cypriniformes; Catostomidae
Product: alpha-N-acetylgalactosaminide alpha-2,6-sialyltransferase 5-like
Exons: 5
Coding region: 476-1459 (327 amino acids)
Biological process (GO): ganglioside biosynthetic process; oligosaccharide metabolic process
Molecular function (GO): alpha-N-acetylgalactosaminide alpha-2,6-sialyltransferase activity
Source: RefSeq, a predicted model, not a curated record
GGCACCACAUGGUCAGUGAACAGACUGAGACUAGAUCAUAGGUUGCAUAAUUUACACACUUUUUAUAAGGAAAAUAUAUCAAAAAAUAUCAACCACUGUUAUGAAGAUGUCUAUUGGAAUUCCCGUAGUGUCUACAAUGAAUAAACGGGAUUGGGCAAUUUGCCUGGAAUGCUCUGUAGGAGGGCAUGGAAAGACUUCACAUUAAAAACACAAUGAUCUUUAGGACCGUGGGGUGUCACAUUGCUCUAUCUCUGCUCGCUGCUUUCAGUCUGUGUGAAUUCCAUUAUAAGAAUGGGUUGAGUCCGCACACACACACACACACACACACACACGCGCGCGCGCGCUGUAAUCUCACACUGCGCGAGCGGAGCGCGGCAAUUUAAUGACGGCAUAAUCUGAUGAAGUAGCAACAAUCAGUGGGAAAAAAGUGGAUCUUCAUGCGCACAUUCCCAGGAAUAUUCCAGCUGGCUUCAGGAUGAAGACACCGAUGCGUCAUGGAGUAGCCGUGUUUCUCGCGAUCACCAUGUGCACCAGUCUGUUCUUCGUGUACAGCGUCAGCUAUAAUAACAGUACAACAUCCAGCGCGUCGAAGGGUGUGUCGGGUGACAAAGUGGAGCCCACCAAUGUGCCCCUCAAGACGCACCGAGCGCCGCCAGCACUGCAGGGAUACAGCAACAUCAUUGACCACAAGCCUCUGAAGAUGCACUGCAGUAGCUGUGCACUGGUCACUAGCUCUGGUCAUCUGACAGGUGGGGGUCACGGAAAAGAGAUCGAUCAGGCAGAGUGCGUCAUCCGGAUGAAUGACGCACCCACAGCCCGGGGCUACGGCUCAGAUGUGGGUCACCGCACAAGCCUGAGGGUCAUCGCUCAUUCCAGCAUGCAGAGAGUGCUGCGCAGCCGCCACGAGCUCCUUAACUCCAGUCAGGACACGGUCUUCAUCUUCUGGGGACCCAGCAGUUACAUGCGGCGGGACGGGAAGGGUCUGGUUUAUAACAAUCUGCGGCUUAUGAACCAAGUGCUGCCCAAACUGAAGGUCUACAUCAUCUCCUGGCAGAAAAUGCUACAGUUUGAUGAGCUGUUCAAAAGAGAGACGGGCAAAGACAGGAGAAUCUCUAACUCCUGGUUAAGCACAGGCUGGUUCACAAUGACUAUUGCCUUAGAGCUUUGCGACAGAAUCAAUGUUUAUGGCAUGGUGCCUCCAGAUUUCUGUAGGGAGUCUCAGCACCCCUCUGUCCCGUAUCAUUACUACGAACCGAUGGGCCCGGACGAAUGUGCCAUGUACAUCUCCCAUGAGCGUGGCCGGCGAGGUAGCCACCAUCGCUUUAUCACAGAGAAGAGGGUCUUCGCUAGCUGGGCUCGGACAUUCAACAUUCAUUUCUACCAGCCGGACUGGAGUCCUCCACCGUUACCGAGAAACAGCUCGGUGACCACAGCCUCGCCUCGAUCUCAGAAAACGUGACUAACCAGAGCCUUCAAAUUAUCUCAAACUGCCUCAAAUGAAUCACUGACUAAUAUUCCUGUUGCCAUGUGAAUUGAGUUGUACAGUAUGUGUUCGAUUGACUGGGAUAGGGUGGGUUUUAGAGGAAUCAUGCUGGGCUUCUUACAUUCAUGAAGGACUGAAGCUAAAACAAUUUAUUUUGCACAUUCAUAAUUUAUUUAUGUAUGAAAGACAUUCCAACAGCCUGUCCGGACCAUGUGUUAUCCAUGAAUAGAAACCCAACUCUAAUUGUGUUCCACUGGGCAGUUUUACUUUUAAGAAGCAUUUGAAAGAAAAUGGGGGCAGAGCCAAGAGCUCAUUGAAUAUAAGAUGAAGUAAUGUUUGGGGGCGGAGCCAAGAGCUCUGGAAUGUUGCUUGGGGGAAAAAAUUGUUAAAAUCAACAUGUGUUUGCAACCCAUUUUACUUCCGCAAUGUGCUGUAUUUCAGAGAGAAACAUCUGGAAUUGAUUGGAUCUUAAAAGUUGGUUGGUUGGAGGGGAGAUGUUAUAAAAUAAGAGGGACUGAUGACAUCGGCCAUUUCAGAGGCAGAGCAAUUUAUUACAUUUUGAAGACAACCAUUUUUUUCUUUCUUUUGAAUAAUGUGCACUGACUCACUUACAAUAAGGCAAGGAACAUGUAUAAACAACAUAAAUGGGGUAAACUUUGAUUUCAUGUUGACUAAAGAAUACAGCAAUUUUAUAAUUACAUUAGAGAUCAAGCGAUCAUAUUAGAGGAUAAGUCAGCUGGCACAACACUGUCCAAUGUAAUAACGACCCUUAUAUAUGCAGAAAUGUAUAACAUGUUCAAUUUCAAGUACUUUUAUUAUUGUUAUGUAUUUCUCAAUUUAAUUAUCUAUUUUAGCCCCCACUGUCACUGAGUUGUUGUAUUUCUUUGAAGUCUUUUUAUGUAUUUAUUUAUGUUGAAGUCUUAUCUUUUAUUUUAUUAUUAUUGUUUUUUCAAGAUAAAUCGUUACAUGGGACAUAAAUGGUGCAAAUGAUACUUUAUUAAGUUGGAUUUUAAUGUUUUAACAUGAACAAUAAAUAUAUUGUUUGUUAAACAGGAAAACCUUUUGAAAAAUGAUUGGCAGUGUGAUGGGAUCCAGCAGCUAUAUGUCGUUCCAAACCCAUAUGACUAAUGCAGAAUGUUCAGGUUGCUCUUUUCCAUACAAUGAAAGUGAAUGGUGAUAAGAUUUUCAAGGCGAGAUUUUCAGUAAAUAACAACCUCACACAAUGGCACUUUUAUGGUGCUUUUUGUCCUUACUGGAUUUUGACAGCCUGGAACACAUAAUAAUACACAAUCAUUAUCCUAAUUUCAGAUGCAAUGGAACAGAGGCGUCUUGAAACUCCACAAGAAAUUCAGCACCAGGAAGGUGACACUGAGCACAUUAAAAUGAAAUAGAAACUCUACAUGCAGCAACAUCCAUUAUUUUUGUGGUCAGUCUGGAGCAGAAUAUGUUAGCGGCGUACAGGACGCGUACUGGUGUAAUUAUGCCCGUCACAGCAGGAGGGCACGCAUCAUUGACCAUGACCGCACUGCACCUGCCAGUCAUGCAAAUGAACACACGCGUCGAGACUGUUAAAGCAGCUGUCGUAUUAAUGUGGAUGCGCCCCAUAUGAGUGACAAGUUGGCAUCACUGUUGAACGCACAAGUGCUUUCAGAUACAGUGCACAGCUAUGAGCGAUCAGACUGCCUUUUAGAGCGUGAAUUAUUGUGAAAGGUACUGCUUAUUGUAUAAAUGCUGAAAUGUGCCUGUCCAUCUUAAGCUGGAGCUCAAGAAUUC